AUGACCACAGAUACUCAGAGACCCCAGGUGCCACUAAAAGGAGCAAUGGAUGGGAGAGCUGACUCCAAUAAGGUCAUGAAAACAGGAGAGCUGUCCCUGUCACUCUCCUGUUGCAGUACUCAGAUAGCAGACCUUACACCUUGCCUGCUGACCCUGGUUGCAGGGGCUGUUGCACUGAUACUGACGUCCUAUGGACAUACAGCCAAGGCAGUUAUUAGAAUCAAGUCAUCCCAGGCUUGGCGUAGAGCCCUGGGCACAUGUGGGUUCCACUUGAUGGUUGUGUCUCUCUUUUACGGGAGCAUCACAGCCAUCUACAUCCAGCCAAACAGUUCAUAUGCCCACACCCAUGGGAAGUUCAUCUCUCUCUUUUACACUGUUAUAACCCCAACCCUUAAUCCCCUCAUCUACACACGGAGAAAUAAGCAGAUGAAAGGGACGAAUACAGUGACCUAUGAUGAUGUGUGUGUGAACUUCACUCUCGAAGAAUGGACUUUACUGGAUCCUUCACAGAAGAGUCUCUACAGAGAUGUGAUGCUGGAGACCUACAGGAAUCUCAUGUCAAUAGGCUACAUUUGUGAAGAUGACAAUAUAGAAGAAUAUAUUCAAAGUUCUAGAAGACAUGGAAGGCAUGAAAGAAGUAUUACUGGAAAGAGAGCCUAUGAAUGUAAUCAGUAUGGUAAAUAUUUUGCCUAUCACAGUCAACUUCAAGUUUAUAAAAGAGCACAUAGUGGAGAGAAAUCCUAUGAAUGUAAUCAAUGUGGUAAAGCCUUUGCAUGUUCCAAGAGUUUCCAAAUUCAUCAAAGAACACACACUGGAGAGAUGCCAUAUGAAUGUAACCAAUGUGGUAAAGACUUUUCAUGCUAUAGUAAUCUUCAAAUACAUGAAAGAACACAUACUGGUGAGAAACCCUAUGAAUGUAACCAAUGUGGUAAAGCCUUUGCAUGUUUUAAGAGUCUCCGAAUUCAUCAAAGAACACACACUGGACAGAAGCCAUAUGAAUGUAACCAAUGUGGUAAAGCCUUUGCAUAUCACAGUUCUCUUCGACUACAUAAAAUAACACAUACUGAUGAGAAACCCUAUGAAUGUAAGCAAUGUGGUAAAGCCUUUUCAUAUAGUAGUCAUCUUGAAAGGCAUAAAAGAAUUCAUACUGGAGAGAAACCCUAUGAAUGUAAGCAAUGUGGUAAAGCCUAUCCAUAUCAUAGUAGUCUCCAAAAACAUAAUAGAACACAUACUGAAAAGAAACCUUAUAAAUGUAACCAAUGUGGUAAAGCCUUUGCAUGUUCCACGAAUCUCCAGAUACAUAAAAGAACACACACUGGAGAGAAACCCUAUGAAUGUAACCAAUGUGGUAAAGCCUAUCCAUAUCAUAGUACUCUCCAAAUACAUAAAAGAACACACACUGGAGAAAAACCUUAUGAAUGUAAGCUAUGUAGUAAAACCUUUGCAAGUCAUGAUAGUCUCCAAAAACAUAAUAGAACACACACCAGAUAGAAAUCCUAUGAAUGUAAGCAAUGUGGUAAAGUCUUUGCAUGUCAUGAUAGUCUACAAAUACAUAAAAGAACACAUACUGGAGAGAAAACCUAUGAAUGUAACCAAUGUGGUAAAGCCUUUGCCUGCCAUUAUCAUCUUUGAAGGCAUAAAAGAAUUCAUACCAGAAAGAAAUCCUAUGAAUGUAUUUAG
Molecule: messenger RNA, 1680 nt
Organism: Arvicanthis niloticus (Nile rat)
Lineage: Eukaryota; Metazoa; Chordata; Mammalia; Rodentia; Muridae
Source: RefSeq, a predicted model, not a curated record